GGAUCUAAGUUACGCUGGAAUAAUUCAUUCGUUUUCGAAGGAGAAGCAAAGAUGCAGAUCACCGAGCGUUUCACUAUGUUUUUCGUCGUGGCUGUGGCGUUUCUCGUUGGAAAACACGCAGCCCUACCAAACAUUGGUAAAUGUUCUUUCAUAGAAUCCGCUUGCGCUUCUCGCAAAUGCACCACAUCUUUCUAUAAAGGACUUCAAAAGGACCCCAAAGGAGACUGCCUUGUUAAAUUUGACCAAGUAAAAGAAUGUAUGCAGAAAUUGGCCAAGUACUGUUUGGGCACUCAGCCAGGCAGGAGCAUGAAGAUAAAAAGAGAAUGUGCUGAUGAUCUCACUCUAAGACCGUUUUCAUCUUUGGAAAUUUUUAACUGUUCCAGCUCAGUCACCACUAAAGCGAAAGUCUGCAUGGAAACCUUUCGACGCAUAUUUGCCGCGGACAAAUCGAAUUCCUCUCUUUGCUCGGAACACGCUAAGUCGAAGAGGUGUCUUAAGAAUCUGAUAUAUACUGAGUGUACCUUAUCUCCUGAAAUGCUGGAAUUGACAGAAUUGGCUUUGGCUGACCACAAUCCUUUCUGCGCUGAUAAUCGGGACCCUGGGGCGACCGGAAAUGACCAGUGCUACGGGGUGAAAGACAUCAGUGGACCCGCCGGCAUUAACACUGAUAAACCCAUUACCACCAAUGCAGCUGCUGGCAUCAAAACCAAUGUUUUCCAGGCGUUUUUGUCUGUUUUCCCGACCAUUUGGUUCUUUUUCAGCUUUUAAAGAGAUUACUUUCGCAAUCUUUGUUUUUAAACGUACGUUUUUAGGCAAAUUUUAAAAGUUUUAGUAUUGAGCGAGGAAUUUGAGCUGCUAGCUUAUCAAAAGUCUGAAAUGUUUCCAUAUUGUUUGCCUUUUAUUUCAUUAACAAGCACUUUCUAAUUGAAAAGAUAAU
Molecule: messenger RNA, 937 nt
Organism: Pocillopora verrucosa
Lineage: Eukaryota; Metazoa; Cnidaria; Anthozoa; Scleractinia; Pocilloporidae
Source: RefSeq, a predicted model, not a curated record